AUGGCCUUGGUCACGGUGGGAACCUUUGCAUACUAUUUCUUCUGGCCCAAACACACUUUUCCGCUGCUGGUGGCGAAGAUAUUAAGAAAGGGUCUCUGGGCUGAGUCCAAUAAGGGUGAUGCCGAUUGGGAACUAGCCUUGAAGCAUUAUUUGGAGGCGUUAGCUGAGUGUGACAAGUUGGGCAUGGACAGGUUGAGCGACGAGUACACUGGAAUCCAAUUGAAAAUCGCCGAAAUGUACGAGCGCUUGGGUAUGGACGACGAUGUGGUUUUCAUGCUUACAGAACUCAACACCCAUUACUUGCUUGUGCUUACAGCACCUCCAGACUCUGAGUAUGGUCAGAAGAUCAAGUCACAGUUCCACCGUGAGCACUUGAUUCAAAGAGCAUUGCGGACGAUUUUGAAAGCUGCCGACUUCAUGGAUAGCAUGCCUCAGGUUUUGAGAGCAUCGCUUUUCGCCAAUUACGUCGUGGCUCAUGAUAACAUAGCGCUGAAGAUGGCGGGUGACGUCGUUGCUGCCGCUGUUUCAGGGAACAAAGAGUUCGAGAAGCUCAAGGAACGUUUGCCAUUUGAAAGCAAUCCAGAUGCCUUCUAUCCAUAUGCCGAGGAAUACUUCGCCUUGUGUGACCUCUUGGCCAUUCACAGCUACCAGAUUGGUGACCUUGAAACUGCGCUUUGGGCAAGAAUGCAACUGACGACAGAUAUGAUGGCUGCCAAUAUGGCACCAGACAAGUUGAUGCUCUCGCAGUGUAACACAGCUUCGGCACUUUAUAUGGUGAUGGAGAAAAGAGAGGCAGCGCUUCACCAAUUGCAAAAAAUCUGGGCCGAGAAUGCCGGUGUUUCUGCGGAAUCAUGGACAAACAGGUCCAAGUUGAGCGCUGACGAGAAAGCUGCGCUUGAAAAGAAGGUGUACGACCACUUGACCGAAGAGGACAUCAAGUCACGUAACCACCUUGAGGAUUCCAUAAAGCAGCUUACAGAAACUGCUCUCAUGACAUAUAAGGCCGUGGCAACCGGCUGUGACAAUAUCCCCAUCUCGGCUACAUACCCCGAGAUCAAAGAAACCGCAUCUCUUGCCACCUACGGCAUGGGCGUGAUCCAGCUUCAUACUGGCAAACUAGAUGAUGCAGAGCGUCUUCUUCGAGAGGCUCGUGUGAGGGCUAGAAAAGCUGACUAUCAGAUGUUGAUGCCUGAAAUCGAACUGGAGAUGGAGAAGUUGAAGAAGGAAAGAGCACUUCGUGCAUCGACACCUCAAACGUCGCAGCCGCAGGAAAUCUCGUCUCUGGUUGCUGUGCUGGAGUAA
Candidozyma duobushaemuli is the source of this 1302-nucleotide messenger RNA. RefSeq lists its product as uncharacterized. Gene Ontology annotation, biological process: protein quality control for misfolded or incompletely synthesized proteins. The record is from RefSeq and is a predicted model, not a curated record. Gene Ontology annotation, cellular component: i-AAA complex. NCBI's taxonomy places the organism in Eukaryota, Fungi, Ascomycota, Pichiomycetes, Serinales, Metschnikowiaceae. Bases 1 to 1302 code for a protein of 433 amino acids. Gene Ontology annotation, molecular function: misfolded protein binding. The transcript has a single exon.